Molecule: messenger RNA, 1758 nt
Organism: Larimichthys crocea (large yellow croaker)
Lineage: Eukaryota; Metazoa; Chordata; Actinopteri; Sciaenidae
Product: isocitrate dehydrogenase [NADP], mitochondrial
Exons: 11
Coding region: 278-1639 (453 amino acids)
Biological process (GO): isocitrate metabolic process; NADP+ metabolic process
Cellular component (GO): mitochondrion
Molecular function (GO): isocitrate dehydrogenase (NADP+) activity; magnesium ion binding; NAD binding
Source: RefSeq, a predicted model, not a curated record
UCGUUAAGUCAGUGUAGCAUCAAAAUGACUUUAAAUGUGUUCAUUUAUUUAAUGUUGCUUUAACCUAAUGACGAAGUGAAGUCAAAUACGUCGGUACAGUAACGUUAGGUGGCAGCAUGUGUCUUACAAGUAAUUGCAACCCGCCAUAAAACUAAAAGAAGAGCAGGAAGGAGGCGUCACUAGUUUUACCGGGCUGUACCGGGCUGACGUUCAUUCAUUAGGACACAGAGUCCAAUCCCAGUGACUGUGUACGUGAACGUAAUCACUUCCAGCAAACAUGGCGGGUUACCUCAAAGCUCUGACUGCCGUGUCGAGAAGCGCCGCUGCCGCACUGUCCCAAAACCCCGCCGUGCUCUCACCGGCCGCCGUCUGCCACCACAGACUCCAGCAGAGGAAAUAUGCCACGCAGCGCAUCAAGGUGGACCAGCCGGUGGUGGAGAUGGACGGAGAUGAGAUGACUCGCAUCAUAUGGGAGUUCAUUAAGGAGAAGCUCAUCCUAUCCAAUGUCGAUGUGGAGCUGAAGUACUUUGACCUGGGUCUGCCCUACCGUGACCAGACAGAUGACCAGGUCACCAUCGACUCUGCUCUGGCAACUAAGAAAUAUAACGUGGCUGUCAAGUGUGCCACAAUCACCCCAGAUGAGGCCAGAGUUGAGGAGUUUAAGCUAAAGAAGAUGUGGAAGAGUCCUAAUGGGACUAUCAGGAACAUCUUGGGUGGUACAGUCUUCCGUGAGCCAAUCCUUUGUAAAAACAUCCCUCGUCUUGUUCCUGGUUGGACACAGGCCAUAACAAUUGGCAGACAUGCUUUUGCCGAUCAGUACAGGGCUACUGACUUUGUUGUUGACCAGCCUGGCAAGUUCAAGAUUGUGUUUUCCCCAACUGAUGGAAGCAAGCAGAAGGAGUGGGAGGUGUAUGACUUUACCGCAGGGGGCUGUGGGAUGGGAAUGUACAACACAGAUGAGUCAAUCAGUGGAUUUGCUCACAGCUGCUUCCAGUAUGCCAUCCAGAAGAAGUGGCCUCUGUACAUGAGCACCAAGAACACCAUCCUGAAGGCCUACGACGGGCGCUUCAAAGACAUCUUCGAAGACAUCUUUGAGAAGGAGUACAAGCCACAGUUUGACAAGCUGAAGAUCUGGUAUGAGCACCGUCUCAUUGACGACAUGGUGGCCCAGGUCUUAAAGUCUUCAGGAGGAUUUGUUUGGGCCUGCAAGAAUUAUGAUGGAGAUGUGCAGUCAGACAUUCUGGCUCAGGGUUUUGGCUCUCUCGGUCUCAUGACAUCAGUACUAGUGUGCCCUGAUGGCAAAACUAUUGAGGCCGAGGCUGCCCAUGGUACCGUCACCAGACACUACCGUGAACAUCAGAGGGGAAGACCAACCAGUACCAACCCCAUCGCUAGCAUCUUUGCUUGGACCAGAGGACUCGAGCACAGAGGCAAACUGGAUGGAAAUCCUGACUUGAUAAGGUUUUCCCAGAUGUUAGAAGGAGUCUGUGUGGAAACAGUGGAAAACGGUGUGAUGACUAAGGACCUUGCAGGCUGCAUCCAUGGCUUGUCCAACUGUAAGCUGAAUGAACAUUAUGUCAACACACUGGACUUCCUGGACGCUAUCAAGACCAACCUGGACAAAGCUCUGGGCAAAUGAAGAACAGUCGGAAGACACACUUGCCAAUGAAGAGAGACGAACCAUGUCUGUAGAUUUUAGCUUGUUUUCAACAUUUCUUUGUAUGAACCUUUAUAUAAACUUUUUGUAUUUACACAUAA